Messenger RNA from Rangifer tarandus platyrhynchus (Svalbard reindeer), 921 nucleotides. NCBI's taxonomy places the organism in Eukaryota, Metazoa, Chordata, Mammalia, Artiodactyla, Cervidae. The record is from the annotation of a GenBank genome assembly.
AUGUGUGGCUCGACUUUUCAGAAGGCAGAUUGUGGAACGAAUGCUUUGGGGUCCACCGGCUCUACAGGUAGCCCCGCACGCGAAGGCAUUUCGCAUGCUGCAUGCGGCUGCGUGCAUUUUCCGUCGUCUGAGGCGGACGCGACGACGUCUGGCCUUGGAUUAUUUACGACUGCAGCACUGGCGGGAUGGACAACAGAUGUUGCAGAUAGCGCUAGCCCCUCUUGCGUCUCUCAGGAAAGAAGCGACCAAGGAUCGUCUUCCGAGAAGCACCAUACAGAUGACAAUUUGAAUUUCGACAAGCUACAAAUGCGUGAAAGCGCAUCUUCUAGUUUCUCACACCACCACUCACCUGGAGAGCACAAACAGUUUGAUUAUUCCUCUCUGGAGGGUAGUACGCCCGAAAAUGCGACUCGUCAGGAUCUCACAGGCGCCGGUCAGAGCGCCGCUUUGAUGGAUCUCGACAUAGUUAGGGAGCUGCAAGCUUUCGUAGACAGUGAACUUUUCAAGCAGAUUUUCGAGAUACCCUCAAUGCACGAGUACCUUUCCUCGGGUGCUGAAGAGUUUUAUGCCCCCAAUCGGUACGAGGAAUCGUGCUGUGAGGGGACGCAGAUCACGUCAGCCACCACUGGGGUCUCGAACGUGUCGAACACUGCUGGCGUUGCGCAGCAUCCUGCAGGUGACAGCAGUCGUGCUGUCGAGGGUCAAAGUCUCGACGACGACCCCAUGGAAGGAUCAUCAUGGCACUGGCCUGACGGCCGCGACAGUGUUCAGCCCGAUGGAGCUCCUAGCACCCGGCCUUCUGCCGGUGGGCGAGAGGAGAUGGCGGUUUGCAGCCAGGAGAAAACCGAUUCUUUUCCCGACGGCGACGGGGAGAGAGCGCGCGCGACUUCCGCAGCAGACGUGCUUCGCAGUCUUCCGUAG